Fomitiporia mediterranea MF3/22 is the source of this 309-nucleotide messenger RNA. RefSeq lists its product as uncharacterized. The record is from RefSeq and is a predicted model, not a curated record. The coding region runs from base 1 to 309 and encodes 102 amino acids. Gene Ontology annotation, biological process: mitochondrial electron transport, cytochrome c to oxygen. The transcript is spliced from 3 exons. NCBI's taxonomy places the organism in Eukaryota, Fungi, Basidiomycota, Agaricomycetes, Hymenochaetales, Hymenochaetaceae.
AUGGCGGCAGCAAGUAAGGAUCGUGAAUGCAGGCCGGGGCGAGUGACGAUUACUUAUUUGGACACCUUGUGCCAUCCAACUUUGCGUUUCAUCAUCUACAACCACAACAUCCAACCAUCCGCCGCCGCAAUGCCCGUUGCACCCAUCACUGGUACUCUCAGAAAACAAUUUUUCACGACGCUUUCCCUUGCCCUCGGCCUGGGAACAGCUGCAGGUUAUGGCUUCUGGUAUGGAGUCCACCUUCCGAGCGUCAAGCGCCAAGAGGAGUUCUACCUCAAAUUGGAGAAGCAGCGAGCAGAGGAUGCAUGA